CUUCGGGGAAACCCACCGGGGCGCGCGGAGGAGGGAGCGGCCGUGGGCUGCGGAGCCCGGCGCCGCGCCGGGCGGGGGCGCGGCCAAUCGGGCGGCGGGCCCGGCGCGCGCGGAGCCAGGCGACAUGGAGGGAGGCGCGGCGCCCGGCCGCCCCUGACGCGCCGCUCCGUCCCGGUGGUCGGCGAGCCCGAGCCGCCCGGGGCCCCGCGGCGCGGAGAUGAGCAGGUCCGCGGCGCUCCUCUUCUGCCUGCUGGGCUGCAACGUCUGGAAGGCGGGGACGAAGACGCUGCGGGAGCCCGGCGCCGGAGCCCAAGAGGUUACACUGAAAGUCCACGUCAGUGAUGCCAGCACCCACCAGCCCGUCCCAGAUGCGCUCAUCGAGAUUUUCACCAACCAGGUCUCCAUUGCCUCUGGCACCUCGGGCACGGAUGGCGUCGCUUUCAUCAAGUUCCAGUAUAAGCUGGGCAGUCAGCUGAUCGUCACCGCCACGAAGCAUGCCUAUGUGCCAAACUCUGCCCCGUGGAAGCCAAUCCGAUUACCUGUAUUUUCUUCACUGAGCCUGGGCCUGCUUCCAGAACGAUCUGCAACUCUAAUGGUGUAUGAAGAUGUUGUCCAAAUAGUCUCAGGAUUCCAAGGUGCCCGGCCACAGCCUCGCGUUCAUUUCCAGAGGAGAGCUCUGCGGUUGCCUGAGAACACCAGCUACAGUGACCUGACGGCUUUCCUCACUGCCGCCAGCUCCCCGUCCGAGGUGGACAGCUUUCCCUACUUGCGAGGACUAGACGGGAACGGAACAGGAAACGGCACCAGGUAUGACCUGACCCCAGUCACGGCCGUCAGUGUCCACUUGCUCAGCAGUGAUGGAACGCCAGUGCUGGUGGACGGCCCCAUUUAUGUCACCGUGCCCCUGGCCACCCAGAGCAGUCUGAGGCACAAUGCCUAUGUCGCGGCGUGGCGAUUUGACCAGAAGCUGGGAACGUGGCUGAAGAGUGGUCUGGGCCUCGUGCACCAGGAAGGUAGCCAGCGGACGUGGACGUACAUUGCCCCUCAGCUGGGGUACUGGGUGGCAGCCAUGUCUCCUCCCAACCCAGGUCCCGUUGCCACACAGGACAUUACCACGUAUCACACGGUGUUUCUUUUGGCCAUUUUAGGAGGGAUGGCUUUCAUACUUUUGGUUCUGCUGUGUCUCCUUUUAUAUUAUUGCAGGCGGAAAUGCUUGAAACCUCGUCAGCACCACAGAAAACUCCAACUUCCAACGGCCCUCGAGAGCUCCAAAAGAGAUCAGUCAACUUCCAUGUCUCACAUCAACUUGCUGUUUUCACGUCGGGAGUCAGAAUUCCCCGGCCCGCUCUCUGUCACCGGCCACGGCCGCCCGGACGCCCCUGGGCCGAAGGAGCUGAUGAGCGGGGUCCAUUUAGAAAUGAUGUCUUCCAACGGAGAAGCAGACAUGCACACCCCCAUGCUAAAGCUUUCCUACAGCACCUCGCAAGAGUUCAGCUCGCGGGAGGAACUUCUCUCCCACAAGGAAGAGGACAAAAGCCAAAUCUCCUUCGAUAACCUGACACCAAGUGGGACAUUGGGAAAAGAGUAUCGUAAGUCCGUGGAGAUUUUCCCCUUAAAGUCCAGGAAACCUGUGGAAAGAGAAGGCCGUGAGUCCCCUGGCAACAGUGAGUACAGGAGGAGCUACAAUGCCAUGCUCUCGCAGCCCCUGUUUGAAAAGCAAGACAGAGACGGCCAGGCCUCCGCUAACCAUAUUUCCACGGGAAGCAAACUCACCAUUCAGGAACACAUGUACCCCACGCCUUCAUCUCCCGAAAAGGAACAGCUGCUGGACCGCAGGCCUACUGAGUGUAUGAUGUCCCGGUCAGUGGACCACCUGGAGAGACCCACGUCCUUUCCGCGGCCCGGCCAGUUGAUCUGCUGUAGUUCCGUUGACCAGGUCAACGACAGCGUUUACAGAAAGGUAUUACCUGCCUUGGUCAUCCCCGCGCACUAUAUGAAACUCCCGGGGGACCACUCCUAUGUGGGCCAGCCCCUGGUCGUUCCAGCCGACCAGCAGCUGGAGAUCGAAAGACUGCAGGCUGAGCUCUCCAGCCCUCACGCGGGGAUCUUCCCGCACCCCUCCUCCCAGAUCCAAGCGCAGCCUCUGUCCUGCCAGGCCAUCUCCCAGCAGCACUUGCAGGAUGCAGGCGCCCGGGAGUGGACCCCGCAAGGCGCGUCCAUGUCAGAGUCCCUCUCCAUCCCAGCCUCCCUGAACGAUGCGGCCUUGGCUCAGAUGAACAGCGAGGUCCAGCUCCUGACCGAGAAGGCUCUGAUGGAACUUGGGGGUGGGAAGCCGCUCCCACACCCCCGGGCGUGGUUCGUCUCCCUGGACGGCAGGUCCAAUGCGCACGUUAGACAUUCCUACAUUGAUCUCCAAAGAGCCGGAAGGAACGGAAGCAAUGAUGCCAGUUUGGAUUCUGGCGUGGAUAUGAAUGAACCAAAAUCUGCCCGGAAGGGAAGAGGAGACCCCUUGUCCCUCGCACAGAACCACCCGGCCGUCCAGGAGCAUCCGCAGAAAGAGCCGCGGGCCGCGGACAGCACCUCCUACACGCAGCUCGUGUACCUGGACGACAUGGACCAAAGCGGCAGCGAGUGCGGCACCACCGUCUGUACCCCCGACGACAGUGCCCUGCGCUGCUUGUUGGAUGGCUCCGGCCGGAGAAGCGGCGGCCAGCUGCCCAGCCUGCAGGAGGAGACGACAAAACGAACUUCGGACGUCCCCCCGGAGCCGCUAGCCAGCCCGGAGCAGAGGAGAUCGGCCCAGGAGGACGACGAAGAGGAAGACGAGGAGGACCAAGGAGAGGACAAGAAGAGCCCCUGGCAGAAGCGGGAAGAGAGACCCCUGAUGGCGUUUAACAUGAAGUGAGCUGUCACAGCGCCACCCGUCGGCGGAACAUAAUAAAAAUUGCCAAAAAUUCUUUUCUUAGGGAAGCGUUUACUUGUUCGUGGAGGAGGUGGAGCAGCGGCAGCCGUGGAAGCGGACUUAAGCUGCAUCACGGUUCACUGUGUACAUGUUAGAACGGAAUUAAAGUUACCGGAUGAUGUUCGUGGACGCCUCACCGCCAGGGAGAUGGCUGAACAGGAGUGUCUGAAUGUGGCUCCUGCGUCUGGGACGCGCCUCCCCCCCCCCCCCCCACCCCCAUCCCCAUCCCCAUCCCAGGACACUGAGAAACCACGAGUGAUGUCGCUCAGCUCUGCUGAUAACCUCAGUUCUCCCUCAGAUUCUAGGAACAGAUGAGACUCUUUUCACAUUGCUUGAAUCCAUUUUAUCACGAUAAUGCUCCUGUGACGUUAUUAUUGGGAAAUUAGCGUAGCACUUAGUGUCUCGAGGUAUGCGUUAUCUCAAAGGAAAGCUAUGCACCGCUGCUUCGUGCUCUUGGUUUGCUUAGGUGUUUUUGCUUUGGUUAGCUUUCGUUUCGGGUUUGCUUUAGAAAACACACACACACACACACACACACACACACACACACACACAACUUGGUUGUGAAAGAUUUUAUUUGUUGGUUUUCAUCUGUUCUGCUUCUCGACGGUUUAUUUCAGUGUCUCUUUUCGCGAACUCCUGAGUGUCAUCUCUUAAACAAGCCUUUUAAUGAAAUCGUACUGAAGUUUUUUAUCAGCUGAGAGCCCUUCAAUUCUGGUCCCAUUAACUCCAAGUGCCUUUUUUACAGUGACAACAGCAGUCCCCUCACCUUUUCUUCUUGUUGUUGUUUUGUUUUUUUCCUUAACUCCUUUCAUUGAACUGCCUGGAUUUUAUAAAGUUAUUAAAUGAUACCCCUUUUCUUUAAGCUGCACGCUGCCAAAUGCCCGUUUCUGCUCCGAAUUCUCAUUUCAACGCAGUGUUCUCUCUAGUGCCCAUGUGUGACGUGAAUUCUGUUGAGCUAAGGUAGACUAGAGGACACUUUAGAGAUCCCCUGCCCUCCUCCGUCCCUUUGGCCACUAGCCACCAUUAUGGUUUCAUUGGCUGUUUGUAUAUACGGUUAUGUAUUAACUCGGGAAUCCUAUGGGGUGACCUUGCUCACCAGACACAGAGUAUGGACUGAGCAAGUGAAUGUGACUAUUACAGAAAUCGUAUGUACUAUCCAAAAGUGCCAGAAUGACUCUUCUGUGCAUUCUCCUUAAAGAGCUGCUUGGUUAUCCAAAAAUGAAAAUUCAAAAUAAAUGCUGAAGAAAAACAAAACAAACUAUCUUGUGGUCCUUUUCAUUCACUCUGAGCCACUAUUUGUUUCGGAGUCGCUAUUACGAAUUUGCUCUUUGUUCCUCGGCAGUCUGGUAUGCUGGUUGUUGGACUUCUGUUCAAAGACUCCAGAGUAGACACCUAGGAAUUUACAUCGAGGUUAAAUCCCACCUUGUGUUUAUUUAGUUUAUUCAAGAACACAAGGCGACAUUCUGUUGUGUUUCAGAUAGGGAGAAAUGUCUGCACAUUACAAAAAACUCGUGUGUUCUUUGAUGUUCAGCAUUGAUCCACUUGGAAUCGCUACAAAAAGUUUCCUUAAAAUGACUAGAACCAUCCCAGCUGCGUGAAACUAUUAGUCACAAUCAGUAAUGGAGACAUCAGAGCAGAGCGGAGCAGAGAACACAGUAAGCUAGCUAUGUAUUCAGUAACAGCUUCAUUACAAAAUCUUAUUUGUGAAUUCCAUGUGGACAGAGAACCAAUUAAGUUGAUUUUUAUCACUUUAAUUCUCAAAUGUUGAUACAUUUUGCUUUUCAAGGGGAAAAAAAAGUUGAAAUCCCCUGAAGCGUUGGGGCAUUUAAAUGGAUGGGAGUCUGGGGCACCUAGGUGGCUCAGUUGGUUAAGCACCAGACUGUCGAUUUCGGCUCAGGUCCUGCUCUCCGGAUUUGUGAGAUCACACCGCACAUCGGGCUCUGGGCUGAUAGCGCGGUGCCUGCUUGAGAUUCUCUCUCCACCCCUCUGCCUCUUAAAUAGAUAAACUUAAGUAAUAAUAAAAUAAUAAUAAAUACAUAAAUGGGAGUCUGUGGUUUCACAAUGAGGGACUGUUACGUUGACGGUAAACAUUCUCACCAGUAGGUGGCAGGUGAGCCCAUGCAGACUUCACUAAUAAAGGCCAGUUGUCAAUUGCCUCCCAAAGGAAAAGUAAGUGGCUCUCCAAGAAAUACCCCAGGGCAGACAUAGAUGACUGGGAGACUCUCGGCCCUCUCCAGCCCUGCCGAAGGUUGCUGCCAAUGCAAUCGUCUUUUUAAAGCAUCAGUUUCCAGAAAAGCCUCAUUUACCAUGCGUAUCACCUGUGAAAAGUAGGUAACACGUUUGGAGGGAGAGGGGCUUUUCUGCCGCUUUAUUAGGCAGGACAUACCUGGGUUGGCCCUGGUUAUGGAAAGUAUGCAGCAGCCAGCAGUGGUCACAUUAUGUGCCUAGGAGGACAAGGCAGUGAGUGGGUUUGCCAGAAGAAAACUGGUUCUGCCAGAGGUGACUCUUAACUCGUUUUACCCUUGUCUGAAAAGAGGCUCAGAGGAUAAUGUUUUUUGCUCAGGGCACCCGUACUGAUUACCAGACUGGAACUGUCUAGACAGAGCACAGUGACUAUGGAUUUAAACAUUUCAUUUAUGUUCUUUCUAGCCUGGUAAGAGUAAUAAAACACAUCUCAUUAUUAGGAACCAAUUGUAUUGUCUGAAGAACUAAAGCCAUCAAAGGCACCUUGCUUAUGCCACCUAGUGGUGAGCUUUCAUCUGCCUGUUGAGGAGACCAGACAGACCGCUGUCCAGGGCCAGCUCUGGGAACGUGGCGUGGGUGUGUGUCCACAGGAAUGGCUCGGACACUGGUUCUGCCCUCCAGACAAGGUGAGGAGAUGGGGACGGACGUUUGUUGAGUCUCUAUGAUAGAAACCAUAUCAGAAACAAUCGUGCAUUCAGUUCUCAAAAUCUUGGGAGGAAGUGAUGUUCCUUCUUUGUUUUACCUCUAAAUUGAGGCUUGGGGGUUAAGUAAGUGAGGCCACUCAGCUAGAAUCAGUGGGAUGCUGCUUAAACAACCAGCCCUCUGGAAAUGAAUGCGUUUAAAGUCAUAAGUGUUUCUGAUAAAGGAUGUAUGGGACACAACUUGCACAUCGUAAUAAAAUACGUAAUUGUAAAUUCUGUUUGACACUUGAUAGCCACAGAACGCUUUUGUUGAUUUUUGUCAUAGCCAGCCUGUUGCAGUUGACAAAAGGGUAUAGUUCUGACGUGAACAUCUGUUGAUUUUUUUUUUUUUUACAUUAAUGAUUAACAUGAAACAAAGGAGGAAGACACAUGUCAGACACAUGUCAGGACUUCACUCGAUCACUUCAUCGAUCACCGAGUGACUUCUUUGCUGAAGCACAUAAUAGUGUUUGACUACUGGGAAGGUAUUCCCUCAAUUUUCUGUGCUAUUCUCAACGUAAUGGUUCCAGACAUGGUACCAUUUUAAGUUUAAUCUGCAUUAUUAAUAUCUCCCCCUGUCUUUCUUUAAAUCUAGACAGUCAGCAAGUCAACCCUCUCUUGGGAACAUUUGCCAGUUCCCAUGGUGUAAAUGCUCCCACGUGGCCAAUUUCAAACAAUAGAGUGACAUCACCACUCUCAGGACUUGGGAAGGGGUACACAGUAGCAGAGUUACAUUUCCACCAAAAAGGUACAAUACAGGGAAAUGACCCCAAGAGCAUCGUCACAUAUACAGUUGAUCCUCAUCAUUUGGGGAUUCCAUAUUUGCAAAUCUGCCCGCUUGCUAAAACUUAUUUGUAACCCUGAAAUCAAUCCUCAUAUGCUCUUGUGGUCAUUCACAGACACGCAGAGCAAUGAGAAGCAUGAGAAUACAUGUAGCAGAUAAGUGUUGUUCAGGCAUUAGUCAGAGGGCUGUUGGCUGGGAGUUCAAUGUUAAUGUGUCAACAACGUGUAUUAAAGAAGAUGUCUUUGAACGGAAACACCCAUGAAGGUGAUGUUUUGAUCGGCUGAUGAAAACGUGACCAGACGCUUUCAGGAACGUAACCCUGUAUUUCCCCUGACUACAGUGGUUCUGACACAGGACUCACAAAAUCUGAGUUCAAGGCAACUUUACAGAACAUGACUACCACCGAUAACAGGAAUGGACUGCAGUAAAUAAUCAGGACACGAUGCACUUUAAGUAAUUAGUACCUUUUUCUUUAUUUUUAAUUAAAUUAUGUAUAUAUUUUAUUUUCUUAAUUAAAUUAUUUGUAAACUUGAAUAUGCUUUUUAAGAAUGGCUCUAACAACUGACUCGCAAAACUCCUGACAUUUCGAGGCACCUCUCAAAGGUCUGCCUGAUGCCAUCACCUGGUCCCUAGCUUUUUGAAGUUCAUCUGGAAACCUCUACUUAGGACAAAAGAAAAUCUAGGUGCAAUUGCUUUCCAGGCUCUGGUCUAACUUAGUGCAACAUGGGUAGUGUUUGCUGGAAAAAGGACCACAUUCCUUCUGGGGCAGAUCUGGCUGCAGGGCUUGGGAGGAAUUUAUGAAAGAGCAUGCCCUACCCCAUGCAAGGGAAUAUGCAACACCACUUAAGUAACAGACCCGGUGCCUCAGAACUUUAUUUCGUGUAAGCUAGCACAGAUAAAUGCUAGAACAGUGAGGCAGAACACCCAGAAAAUAGACCAGAAUCAAAAAGGAAAUAGACCAUAAAACCUAAAAAUAACCGGCCGAACAAGUGUGAUAAACUGUGUAAGAUUUCUUGCGGUUAGCCUCUUUUGCUUUUAUUUUUUUAUUUUUUAUUAUUAUUAUUUUUUAAAUGUUUAUUUGUUUUUGAGAGAAAGAGAGAGAGCACAAGCAGGGGAGGGGCAGAGAGAGAGGGAGAGUGAAGAGCCUGACACGGGGCUUAAUCUCAUGACCGUGAGAUCGUGACCUGAGCUGAAAUCAAGAGUCACACUUGACCCAGUGAGCCACCCAGGCACCCGGGAUUAGUGGAGUUUAUUUUGUUAAAAAGUUUUUUUAACCUUUAUUUAUUUUGAGAGAGAGCACGCACAAGUGGGGGAGGAGGAGAGAGAGAGAGAGGGGGAGACAUAGAGUCCGAAGCAGGCUCCAGGCUCCGAGCUGUCAGCACAGAGCCCGACGUGGGGCUCGAACCCAAAGACUGUGAGAUCGUGACCUGAGCUGAAGUCGGAUACUUAACCGACUGAGCCACCCAGGCACCUGUUUAUCCUUUUAUAAAUUUUGUUCUUGCUGACCUCUGUAUUGGGGGGACAUGGGGAUUAAAAAUGAGCAUAGCUAUAGAUAGGACUUGUGAUGAGUUUUCAACUAUUUUGAAAUUGCAUUUUUUUUGUUUUAGUUUUUUUUUGAGGUAUAACUGACAUAGAACAUUAUACCCGUUGCACAGCAUGAUUCAAUAUCUGUAUAUAUUGUGAAAUGAUCACAACAUUAAUCGAGUUCACAUCCAUCACCACACACAGUUACGGGAUACUUUUUCUUGUGAUGAGAAGUUUUAAAAUCUACUCUCUCGGCAACUUUCAGAUAUGCUGUACCGUAUUAACUGCGGUCACCAUGCUGGUAUUACAUCCCCAGGACUUAAUUUUCAACUGGACGUUUGUGCAUCUUCCAUGAUUUCUUGUUGGCUAUUUUGACACUAUAAUUAAAGCAAGUCGCAGUGAUGUUUUGGGACUUUUAUGACAACACUUGACAUCCUGGAAGACCUGUCCAAGGGAACUUGAUGGUUUUCAGGAUCCAUGGAAAAGGAGAAGGAACGGUUGACGUAGCAGAUGUGGGAGAGAUUCAGCAGAGCUCUUUAGGUAAAGUAAUCGCAGCCUCUUCUUUUCCCCCCUGAAAACUGUAUUUUCAAAGCUGUGGAUAUAAACACCAAAACCCAUGGUAGAUGUUUUUGUCAUUCUUAACAGAGAUUGCGAGCCCGUUGGUGCUGGUGUUCUGGCACCUGAGAACUGGCUAAUAAUUCCUGUAAGACCUUUUACCCUCCUGCAGGAUGAACGGGAAGGAGCGCACGGGAGGACGUGGAACAUGAGAGAGCCUUGAUGACCUCACGCGGGAGGAAAUGGGAGCCAACCGUGAUGAGAUGACCACUCCACACCCCUGGUGCUGAAGAACGCUUCGUCUGAUUCAGUCGCUUGGUGUAUGAGGGAGAAGUGAUUGGAGGCCUGUAAAUUACUCACGGGAGCCCCCCAGAAGUCACCCCGAUGCAACACAAGUCUGAGAGACGCCACAGUAGGGGAGUGCAGAAUGUGCUGGGUGAUGGGUCACACUGUCACAGCUACUGCAAAAGAAAAUGGGCUGUGAUUUAGGCUAUCAGUACAACAGGUAAUUCAGAAAAUUCUGACGUAAGUAAACCUUCUUCCAGCCUCUCUAUCCACUGCACCAAGGGUUUAUCUUCAUAGGCAGACAUGAAGAUCACCCUCUAGCUUGUAAAAGAAAGAGGAACUGAAAAUCAGAUGUAGGAACACAGAGCUCGUGGACACAAAAGAUGACACUGACAGUCCUUUCCUGGUAAUCAGCAGAAGGAAAGGCAUUAGAGCCAAAGGUUUGUAGAAGCAGAAACUGCCCCUUAGAUAUCCUACUUACUUGCAACGAUUAAAGGUAGAGACUCAGUCAGAUGCUCUCAGUUCUUAGAAGAAUCACUUCAGUUGAAUCAAUGUAAGACAAGCAGCAUCCACUGACUUGAGAGAAAGGUCUAGUAGGACCUGGUACCUUCGGCUUGGCAAAAUUGCCUUCCUGGGGAAUGGUCCCAUCUACAUAAGGUGCUAAGGCCAUAUGAGAAAACUCACACCCCAAUCCCUUCUCUGUGGUAUUUAAACAGACCCACAGACGGGUCUGUUAGCUGUGAAAACAGCAGCAACAACAACAACACAUAGGAAUAAAGGUCCGUAAGAUCUCUGAAAUAAAAUGACCGUGAGGAUUGAGAGAAACAAGACCACAGUGGGUAGGCUACCGCUUUGCGUCAGGAGGGGGAAAUCAAGGAAGGAGCACUUCUGUCCAUGAGGUGGCAGAACUUCUUCUGGGGGCAGGCUAACAUUCCAGGGGAGGGGUUGAUGGAGACAACCCCGUGUGUAGACCCAUCCUGUCAGCAGCAGCAGGGAACAGAAUUCCCUCAGGGCACCCGUGGGAGCAGAGAGGUGCAUUCUAAAGUAACUGACUUCCAAGAGGUAUUGAAACAUUCCCCAGCUCCCUCUUUGAACGCUGCCCCUGGGGCAUGAUGGGGUGGGGCAGGCAAGUCAGGCCCUGAGAUUCGCAGCUACAGUGAGUCACAUAGAAAGACUUAGAGAUCAGGACAGGUUAGAUCUUGUCCUGCUUGUCGCAUCACAUGGGGUGGAGAGGGAGCACGGGGACCCUAGGCAGGUGGAGGGCAUUAUUUUGUAAAUCUGAGCGGAAAUAAACAUCUUCGGGGACCCUUGAGAUUUGGGGGUUGGGGUGAGUGGUAUACUGUCUCUGAUGGAAUCCAAAGAUGGAAAUCUAGGAUGCCAGGGGUGGGAAGGGGCCAAGGCAGGCUCAAGGGGGUCCCUUCUUCACAUCAACAUAGACCAGGGGCGCAAACAAGGAGAGCCGUCGUUUAUAACACUUCAUGCUGACCUGGAAACAGAACACGGCCUUCACAGCUGUUGCCACCAGGCGAGCUGCAGGCGUUCUACCACUUCCUGGACACCUGCUCUCUGCCCAGGCUUCUGCCGAUAAUGCUGGGCCUCUAAAUCCCCUCAAAGAUGGGCCGCAGGGGCGCCUGGGUGGCUCAGUUGGUUAAGCAACUGACUUCGGCUCAGGUCAUGAUCUCACGGCUCGUGGGUACGAGCCCCACGUCGGGCUCUGUGCUGACAGCUCAGGGCCUGGAGCCUGCCUCGGAUUCUGUGUCUCCCUCUCUCUCUGCUCCUCCCCUGCUCAGGUUCUCUCUCCCUCUCUCUCUCUCUC
This is a messenger RNA of Acinonyx jubatus (cheetah), 10850 nucleotides long. RefSeq names its product family with sequence similarity 171 member A1 (gene FAM171A1). The transcript is spliced from 9 exons. Gene Ontology annotation, cellular component: plasma membrane. Gene Ontology annotation, biological process: regulation of cell shape; stress fiber assembly. The record is from RefSeq and is a predicted model, not a curated record. Lineage: Eukaryota; Metazoa; Chordata; Mammalia; Carnivora; Felidae. The coding region runs from base 218 to 2905 and encodes 895 amino acids.